AAAAACUCAAAAUGCAGAAAAGUGACAGCCGUGCACUUUAUGACAUGAAACUUACUACUGGAAUGUCAUAUAUAUAUGGACCAGAUGGGAAAAAGGCACACGAGGAAGCUAUCGAAUACGAUAAAGAUAAAUCCUAUCGCCUUGUUGUGAAUAUUGUCGGAAAGGUGGCACAAGGAAAAACGAGUCUACGACGUCUUCUAAUUGGAGAAGAUUUCAAUGAAAAUGAACAAAGUACAGUUGGGAUAGAACACGAGUUAGUAGAAACACUUGGAACAACACCAAACCCUGGUAAUUUUUGGUCUAAAGUUGAUCUGCAAAUGGCUAAUGUUGAUGAGUGUAACAUAAUUGUCGGUAAACACGUACGUAGAAGGUUAGAAAAUAGUCAACGACGAAAGAAAUACAAGGCUGAAAUUCAAUCGUUCGUAAAGGCAACAAUAUUGUCAUAUUUUAUGUUAUUUCUGUAUUUCACAGCAGCAGAAUCUGAAGUUUCUCUUUGUCCAUGGUUUUCGGUGAUGUUGAUAGUAUCGCUAACCUUCUCCGGUUUGUUACUAUUUGAUUCGCUACGUGACGGUUUUGGCAUGGCACUCGGUGUGCUUUGUCUUGUAUUGUACAAUGAUUGUCUCCUCCGAUGGAAAUCAUACGAAUUGUUUGAACAUUUGGAAUAUAAUGUAUGUUUAAUGUGGUCUGUUGUACAUGCAUUUGUAUACUUUGCAAGGAUACAUCUGGUUAUGGCAUUCAGCAUGGGCAUUUCAACAGGAAUGGGAUUCUGUUUUGUAUUAUGUUUAAUGCAACCACCGUGGACACGAGAAAUUCUCAGUUACAAUGUCUUUAAAGAUCCUCAUUUACAUAUUUUUACAAUGAGUGUUUUGGUUGGCAUAUGGACUUUAAGACACCCCAAGAUCAUUGCAGCAACAUUUACCAUGCUAGCAUUAAUUGCACCCUUUAUUUCAAAAGCUUUCAUCUUUUCAGUUUUGAGUGGUUUAGGAUGUGGAUAUUCCCACGUGAUCUUCAUUAAACUUGGCUUUGAUACGUACGUCAAAUUACUAAACAAAGUAUUAAAGUCAGUUGCUGAAAGUAGACGAAGUCGACGAUUUAUUUGCUAUUUUCUCGGAAUUAUUCCUGGGAUUUUGAUCACAUUUGUACUAGAAUGGAAAUUGUCCAAGCAAUGGUUUAUCCAUGCAAUAUUUGGAACAUUUGUAAUACUAUUCAUAGAAGUUUGUCAUUCUUUUCUGGAAGGAAAAGUCGAGGCCAACCCUAAAGCGUCAAUUAGCAAUGCGACAAAAGUUCUUGAUUCUAAAAGUGAAGCUAGCCUAAAGUUUGUUAUCCGAGAUUUUGCAGGACACCCUUUAUACCACUCUGUACAUCACAUUUAUAUGAUGGGUCACUGUGUUUAUUUGAUUGUUUUUAGCACAACAGAAGCAAAACGGAAUUUUAAAUAUUGCUUUGCAGAUAUACUGUAUUGGCUGCAAGCUAUUUUUGUUCAUGACAGGUUUCCAAGUGUGCGCGCCUUUAUUGUCGGUACGCAUCGCGAUGAUACAAGUCUGAGCAGAGAUGAUAUUGACAUGGUUUCGGAAAAAAUACUAAAUCAUCUUCCAAGGCAAUUUCAUAACAUGGUUGUCUGGAAUAGACAGAUAGACAGACCUGUUUUCUAUGUAGAAAAUUCUAUGCGAGAUCCAAAAGAUGCUGAUCAUUUAUACCUUCGACAGCAACUACUAAAUCUCGCAAAAGACUCCAUGAAACCGGAAUAUCCAAUUAAAUAUCUAUACUUCUAUCGUGUUAUUAAUGAUUGUCGCUUAAGAGGGCGUCUGAUUGAAACGUUAGAAACAAUAGAACAACUAUGCUAUGAACAGGAAUGUAGUGUUACAGCAGACGGUGAGCUAGAAGAUCUCCUGAAUUAUUUUCAUGAAAGCGGAGAGAUUAUAUAUAAUUCAUAUGAUAAUAACCAAAACCAGUUGGUUGUGUUGGACCCUAAAGCCUUGGUUGAUAUCAUGACAAGUUUAGUCCGAGCCCCGCCGAGAGCAGAUAGACAAGCAGAAUAUAUGUUAGCAUGGAACACUGUUGUUGAUUUAGGUAUUGCUACACGAAAGCUUCUUCAUCAUAUGAUAGAAAAGAGUCCACUAGUUAGUGAGGACAUUAAUGUGGACAUCGUAAUUGGUCUUCUAGAGUAUCUGGAUUUAGUAUGUAAGCUUGAUCUUGGUAUCGAUGGAAGGAAUGUGAGUGGAGAAAAAUGCUAUCUAUUGAUACCACUGGUGAAAGAUACUCUCCCGUACCCACAAAAUUACUGGGAUGACAUAAGUUCAGAUACAGUUCUUUACUUCGACUUUGGACCAGUGGUGCCGAAAUUUAUUUUUACCCGCCUUGUGUGUCAGUGCACUAGCGAAACACAUGUAGAUGUCGGCAUGAAUGGGAGUUAUCAUCUUAAUGUUUGCACGUCUAAAGCUUUAUUUACAUUUAGAUCUGGGUUUAGACAAUCGAAUAGCUACAAAAUUGAACUUUUAGAUAUAAAAGAAAGUGCAACUCCGACUCAACAGCUUUUGAAAAUAGUUAUUAGAGGCAGUGAGCAAGAAUCCUGCAUGGAUCUGACCAAAAGGCUUUGCCAGAAGAUCUGUAAUAUUGUAGACAGAGAUUUUAGAAAAUGUCGAUACAAAAUUGGCGUUAUGUGUCCAUUUGAAGGACCGCAUGAAUUCUGCCAAAAUGAACAUCACAUCUUCUCGCUGUAUGAAAGCAUUAAACCGGAAGGAUAUCACCGUGUUUUGAGCAUUGAUCUACCAGACAACAAAGAAUUCUGGUGCAGAGGACGCCGUUUUAGUUUCAGGCUUGGACAGAUCUUAGUUUCGCCAAUACAGAAUGCACACCACCAGCUUGAAAGACAAAGAAGUGGUUUAUGGGACGUUAAUAUCCUCGAUCUGCCACCUCGUUUAUUUUCAGAUAUUUGUGACGAUCUUAACAUCUUUAAUGCACUUGGACGUGAUUGGAGAUUAUUAGCAGAAACAUUAGGAAAAAGCAAACGUCAAAUAGAAUUACUGAAAAUGCGAUCACCACGGGACCCCUGUGAUGCUCUUUUACAAGACUGGGCAGCGUCAACGACUGAGGCUACAGUGGAACGCUUGGUGGAAAAGCUUACUCGAAUGGAACGGUUUGACGUUGUAAGAAGAUUAGAGGAUUACAUUCAAGGAAGCUAACUCUGUUGUCGAUAUCUAUCUUUCGUGUCUCUGUAAAAGGUUGACGAAUAUGCCAAAUUGUAAUUUAUCAUGAGUUCAGGUCGGGUUUUAAUCCAGUAAAAAGGAUCAAAUCUAGAGUUGUAAGACGGAGCAUUGAAUUGAUCAGUUAUUCUUUUAUUGAUAUAUGCUACUGUAGUGUGCCUUGUAUUUAAGACAUAUUGUAAGAAACCUUUGUCUUAUAUUUCAUAUCUCAAAUUCCACAGACUGAAAAUAAAUGAUAGUUGUUUUUAUUUGAAUCUACAAAAACGCUGGGAAUAAAUUUACUUGCACAUUUUUAUUCAUUUUAUGUA
Messenger RNA from Mytilus californianus (California mussel), 3511 nucleotides. RefSeq lists its product as uncharacterized. The transcript is spliced from 4 exons. The record is from RefSeq and is a predicted model, not a curated record. Gene Ontology annotation, molecular function: protein binding. NCBI's taxonomy places the organism in Eukaryota, Metazoa, Mollusca, Bivalvia, Mytilida, Mytilidae. Gene Ontology annotation, biological process: signal transduction. Bases 12 to 3182 code for a protein of 1056 amino acids.